AUGCAUAUUCCAGACUCUGCAACGACCUUCCAUCAACCACGUGAUGUUACUGUCGAGCUUUUGCGACGCCUCAUUAAAUCCAUACCUAUUGAGAAGCUUGAGGAUGUCAGCGGUGUCUUUGGCCUCCUAACUGCACACAGCCGCUCGGUACAGCGCACGGCUUUCACUAUCCUCCAUCGGUUUAUCCCCCAGGCACAAGAGCAAGUCUCAUUUGAUGUGGCUCUGUCUAAAACUUCAGUCAGCCUCCCAGAUGAGCUCAUAUCAUUGUUGUUGGAGACCCCAACAAUGGAGAUGGUCAACGAGGCUUAUGGAGAUGACAAGGUUUGGACCACUAUCAGAGCUUACCUUUUGAGCUGGAAAGUGGUGUUUGAUCAUUUCACGAACGCGUCGCUCCCCGUCCAAGAGUUCUACACGACAAACAUCAAGGAAAACGAAGUCUUGAUUCCACUUCUGGAAUUCACGUUUGACUUCCUUCAAAAGUCUCACGGCAAGAUUGUUGAUGCAUCCAAAAUCGACGUGCAGAACUUUGAACCCGACCAGUCUGAAAAUGCCGAAAGAGAGACCCAGUGGCUUCUGGUACAUUUGUACUACCUCUGCCUCCGCCACUUGGCGAAUAUGACCAAGAAUUGGUGGAUCGAUACCAAGAAACGAAUUAAGGGCCCGGUGGAAUCAUGGACAGAAAAACAUAUCUCCCCGCUUGUCUCCGGAGAUGCCCUUCAAGGUGUUGAAGACUGGAUCUCUACACAAGAUCCCAACGAGGAACGAGCAUUGACUUUAAAGAUCUCGCCAAAGACAGCAGAGAUUAUCGCAAGUAUCCCUGUCGAUGAAGAAUCACCCCCAGUCUCUAUUUCGAUUUCUCUCCCACCUGCAUACCCUCUUCACCCCGCACUGGUGGUCGGCCGUAGCCGGGUGCUUGUGGAUGAGAAGAAGUGGAAGAAUUGGCUCCUCACAAUCCAGGGAGUCAUCAUGUUUGCCAACGGUAACCUCGUUGAUGGCCUCCUGGCAUUCCGGCGGAACGUGCAGGGUGCUCUGAAGGGACAAAGCGAGUGUGCCAUUUGCUACUCGGUCAUAUCGACUGAUAUGCAGACUCCAAACAAGCGAUGUGCCACCUGCAAGAACACCUUCCAUUCCGUUUGCCUGUUCCGAUGGUUCAAGAGCAGCAACCAAAGCACCUGCCCUCUGUGCCGCAACAACUUUGUAUAUGUUUGA
Molecule: messenger RNA, 1209 nt
Organism: Penicillium daleae
Lineage: Eukaryota; Fungi; Ascomycota; Eurotiomycetes; Eurotiales; Aspergillaceae
Exons: 3
Coding region: 1-1209 (402 amino acids)
Biological process (GO): ribosome-associated ubiquitin-dependent protein catabolic process; rescue of stalled cytosolic ribosome
Cellular component (GO): cytosol; RQC complex
Molecular function (GO): zinc ion binding; ribosomal large subunit binding; ubiquitin protein ligase activity
Source: RefSeq, a predicted model, not a curated record